CUGCUUUACGGCUCCGCCAUGGUCUGCUCAGUCCACCUGCACACAACUGCGGCACGAGAGACGGAGCGCGCGCUCUUAUCCGCCGCCGCCUCCACUGAACGGCAGUUCAAACGGUCCGCCGCGAGAGGCCGCCAUUACCGCGAAACACGGCCGAGGACCGACACCGGGCAGCGGCGUCCGGUUCCGCUGGUCACGCUUAAUCCUGCCACACGGAAGCGCGAACAGCGCGUAUCCCUGGGCUCCGACGAUAAGCAGCUGCCGGCCUCUUAUCAGCCCCGCUGGCGGCCCGCCAUGGCCCCCAGAGACCCCCUGCUCUGCUCCCUGAAGGUGUGUGUCCAGAACCUGCGGUCAGGCGGGGGGGUGGUGACGGACUCCAGCCCCCAGCUGUCCCCCUGCUGUGAGCUCCUGGAGCUGGUCCUCCGGAAGGGGCUCCAACAGCCGGUUCUCAGCCUGGCACACAGAGAUUACUGGCACUGUUUUGAACAACUUCCUCACCAGGACGUCUGUGGCAGGCUGUCUUCUCUGUCCCUGGCCGUGGAGCAGACCCGGGUUUGCGGGAGGCUGCUGUCGGCUCAGGGCCGGGGCCGCUACCUGCUGAGGCUGGGCCUGAGCCGCGGGGCGCUGCCGCACUUCCUGUCCCACCUGCUGCACACCCCCCGGCUGCUGGAGUGGUACAGCCCGGCCUCCUCCAUCCUCAGGAACCAGGAGUACGCAGAGCCGUUCAUGUCUCUGCUGCUGGUGCUUUCUCACAUGGAGUUCAAACUGGAUCUGGAGGUCAGACAAAAAAAACUAGUCUCCGUCUUUCUGGAUGAGAGCUGGCUCCUACCGGUGUGUGAGGUGUAUGAGGUCGUGCCCUGCAGGGAGGUGGGACUGGUCCUGAGGUAUCUCAGCGGGCGAGUCUUCGUCCUGGGCCUAACGCCGGGGGGUCAGGCCCAGGUGGACGACGUCAUCACUGCUGGUGACAUCAUCGAUGACAUCAACGGCGUGUCACUGAGGAAUUCAAAGAGCGGACAGGCCGGCAUGGUCCUGUCACGGCUCAAAGGCUGCCCGCUGUCCAUCCGCCUGCUGAGGGCCAGGGCGCCGGACGGCACGCUGUACCGGCCCGUCGUCAAACUGCUGCAGGCGCUGAGGGCAGAGAGCCCCGGCCUGCAGCUCAGCCCCGCCCCCCCCCAGCACACGGCCGGGAGGGGCCGCAGGGACCCCGCCUCACAGUGUCUCAGAGAGGGAAGAAUUGUCUACAUCCUGGAAUUCCUGGGAAAAGCCGACAUCGGAACGUUUGGAGGCAAAGAGGUGCUGCAGCAUGCCAUUCCCCAGGUGCUGCAGCAAAACCAGCCCAGCCAGGAAGUGCUUUUAGACAUGAAGGAAACACAUUUGACGUGUACUGAGAGAAACAGCACAACGAAGCUGUUUGAGCAUCAUUAUCCAGAGAUUUCGUCUGUUGGGAGGUUUGCACAGGCAGACUACACCACGUUUGCCUUCUGUGUGGCAGACUCCCCGGAGACCCCCCAGUCCAGCGGCUUCUGCUGCGUGGUGCUCAGAGCCAGCAACGUUAAAGACUGUGAAGAAAUCGUCUGCCGUAUUGCCGCCGGCUUCAAGCACACGGAGUGGUUCGUGUGA
Menidia menidia (Atlantic silverside) is the source of this 1617-nucleotide messenger RNA. Lineage: Eukaryota; Metazoa; Chordata; Actinopteri; Atheriniformes; Atherinopsidae. The record is from the annotation of a GenBank genome assembly.